Nymphalis io (European peacock) is the source of this 878-nucleotide messenger RNA. It is a transcript of the gene Sdhaf3, whose product is annotated as succinate dehydrogenase assembly factor 3, mitochondrial. The coding region runs from base 114 to 497 and encodes 127 amino acids. The record is from RefSeq and is a predicted model, not a curated record. Gene Ontology annotation, cellular component: mitochondrion; mitochondrial intermembrane space. NCBI's taxonomy places the organism in Eukaryota, Metazoa, Arthropoda, Insecta, Lepidoptera, Nymphalidae. Gene Ontology annotation, biological process: succinate metabolic process; mitochondrial respiratory chain complex II assembly. The transcript is spliced from 3 exons.
AUUAAUUUUUUUUUGUUAAAAAUUAAUUUGGUAAUUGGUAAAUUCGUAAAAUUACUUCAAACUUGAAUUUCUUCAUUUACGAAUCAUCAUCAUAAAAAUUCGCUUUUUGAAAUAUGUCUGCUGCAAAUCAUGUAUCACGCGUUCGUACACUAUAUAAACUCAUUUUUCGUUUGCAUCGAGCGUUACCUGCUGAACUACGGAUAUUGGGCGAUAAUUAUGCAAGAGAAGAAUUUAAGCGACAUAAAAACUGUAACCCCCAAGAAGCUAACAUUUUCCUCAAUGAGUGGACAGAUUAUGCAAUAAAUUUGGCAAGACAAACAAAGCCUCUGCAUCAGGCCAAAAGAAAAACUGUGGGAAAAUAUCUGGAUCCUAAAAUGUUAGAUUAUAUGACUGAUGAACAGUUGGUACAGUUAUAUGAGUUACAUAAAGCAACAUCCCUGAAAUCUAAUGAUUCUAACCAAAUAAAUAUAUCCAACAAAGAUAGUACUGAAAGAUAGUGAAAUAUUUUUUUUAAUUACCUUCUAAUAUGUUUUUUAAAAAGCAUUUUGUUAUUUUUAUUAAAAUGUAUAAAAAUAGUAUUAAAAUUUCUAAAAUAAUAUAAACAAGCAUUCAAAACUUCAUUGUUUAUAUUAAAAUAAUGACAAAACUUGUUUAUAAUGCUAUGGCAACAGGAUUUGUUGUAUUUUAUUUUAAUAGUUAUUAUUUUGUAGAAAUAUUUUGCUUUUGCAAUUCAAUAAAAAAAUAGUUGUAUUAUUCUAUAGCUGGUGAAAAUUUGAACAUUUAAACUAGAAUAGAAUCUUAAAUUAUAGAAAGCUUUGUUAAUAAUUUCUAAUUCAUAAUUUGAGUGUAAGUCUUUAUGUGGCACUUAAUAUUACAAU